AUGAAGAACUUAGUACUAUUCCUCGACAUUCUCUUCCUUCUCAUCGUUUCCUUGGCUGUGACAUCUAUAGGCUACUAUGCAUACAUUGAAACAUCCGCUCCACGCAAGGAACUAGACUUUGCGAUGUUAAAAAGUGGACCCUUCCAUGUCAAAGAUAAAUGCUGCUUUUCAUUAUGGUUUAAUGCCAAUGGUAAAGAUGUGGGUAGUUUAAUAGUAUUGGAUGGUAAUAGCAAUAUUGCAAACUUUCUGGGGGAUCGUGGUAAUGUCUGGCGGAAGAUGAAGAAAACACUUUCAGCUGGUCCUCAUUCGCUAAGUAUUAUAGGUGUACGAGGCAAAAGUUAUCGAGGUGAUAUAGCUAUAGAUGACAUCGAUGUCGUUGAAGGUUCCUGUCCCAAGUCUACUUGUUCAGAUCAACCAUGUGUGGAAGGUUUUUGCAUUGGAGUACCGGGAAAGAUUUCUUGCGUUUGCAAUCCAGGAUAUACUGGCAAAUAUUGCGAUACCUCAAUCAAUGCUCUUCAGGAUCAGUCUUUAGCCUUGACAACAACUUGCCAAAAGAAUCGUUGCAAAAAUGGAUUUUGCAUCGAAACUCCAAGCAACUCGACGUGUGUUUGCAAUCCUGGAUUUACAGGAGAUCGUUGUGAUUCGCGUAAAGAUAGUAAUUAA
Molecule: messenger RNA, 663 nt
Organism: Trichoplax adhaerens
Lineage: Eukaryota; Metazoa; Placozoa; Uniplacotomia; Trichoplacea; Trichoplacidae
Exons: 4
Coding region: 1-663 (220 amino acids)
Cellular component (GO): membrane
Source: RefSeq, a predicted model, not a curated record